Molecule: messenger RNA, 450 nt
Organism: Lachancea mirantina
Lineage: Eukaryota; Fungi; Ascomycota; Saccharomycetes; Saccharomycetales; Saccharomycetaceae
Source: the annotation of a GenBank genome assembly
AUGUCUGCAACGGCGCACCAGAAACCUGCGAAACUGACAGGCUGGGCCGCGGCUGCGGCCCGAGCUGCUCCGCCAAAAGUAAGGGAACAAAAGGAGUCCAGAGACAAAAUUACAAGUCCAAAGCAUAAAUCGUCGUCACCACAGGCGCCUACGCAGCGACGCAUCGCGACCGCUGGGGCUACUGCGCUUAAUAGCACUGCUGCAGCUGCAACCAAUCACGGACAGCCCAAAAAAACAAAACCUCCUGCGAAAUCCAAUUUUAACACCUCGCAAGUGUUACGCUACCUUCAAGACACCUACGCCUCCCAAACUGCUAGCCCUUCUACUACCAUCUAUGCCAGGCCCAAAGUUGCGUCUAAAGACCCUCACUGGGGCACCGCAGGCUCCUCAAGACACAGAUCCAAGAAAUACGCAUAUCUCAACGAAGUCGCCAGAGCGAUCCGUCAAUGA